Molecule: messenger RNA, 2233 nt
Organism: Trichosurus vulpecula (common brushtail)
Lineage: Eukaryota; Metazoa; Chordata; Mammalia; Diprotodontia; Phalangeridae
Gene: ARL14EPL
Product: ADP ribosylation factor like GTPase 14 effector protein like
Exons: 5
Coding region: 943-1479 (178 amino acids)
Source: RefSeq, a predicted model, not a curated record
GAGAGUAAAUUUUAUGGCCAAAUUUCCCCCCCACCCCAAUAUCUCAAGUUUAUUUGUCCAAUCAAGCUAAUGAUUAUGCACAAUGGAUUAAUAAGUAUUAUGGCGACGCCCACGUGCCAAGCAUCGCUGCGGUGACACCUUCCCUUAAGGAGGGCAUAGCUCGGGGCUGGCAAGGCGUGUAUUUACACGUGUAAAUACACCAAAGCCAUUAUCAAAGAGAGACAAAUAAUUAACAUAGAUAAGUGGAAUAUAAGCCACUUGAGGGCAGUGCCUUUUCACACUGCCUUUGUUUCACUAGGGUCUAACAAACUGCCUUGCACAUAACAGACUCUUAACUAUAUGUUAAAUUGAAUUAUCGUAUUUUUUCAUUCUAAUUUUACCACGAUUACGGCUAUCACAUACGCACAGAGAUAGUUAUGACUUCACUGUUAUUUUGGUUUUCUUAGGACUAGGAGGUUAGUACAUUUUCUAAGGAAGUUGAUUUUCUGCCUGAUCUUGCUUGAACUUUGGGGGAAAAAUGUUUUUUUGGUAGGUUAAGAUUGCCUGUGGAAACACUGGCCGGCUUUUUGCUUGGAGGUGCAUUAAUCAUUUUAGUCGGCAAAAUGAGACAGAUUUUGUUUAUGCAAAUGUUACUAGGUCUUGUGGGAAAGGUGGCUGAGCUAACUUGUUUUGUUUGCUGUGAUUUUGAAAACCUGAUUCAUAGUGAAAAAUAAGGCAAAAUAAAAGUUUAUAUAUUUUUUUCUUUCCUCCUCUCCUAAGCCAUUAUUAUAGCAGCAUUAAAUUGUAGGAGCACCUUGGAGGCCUUAGAGUUUUCCCUGGAGAAAUCUGUGGCUUCCUGGCAAAACAAAGGAAACAAGAGAAUACAAUCUCUCUCUCUCUCUUUCUCUUCCCGUGGUACGUAUUGCAGCCGAUUAUUUUGAAUCAGACUUGAAGUGAUCAGAAAUGAGUGAACCAUCUGAACUUGAUAAUGCAAAACACAGUUCCACUCAAGAACAGGCAGACUCAAGUUUUCCCGAGAGAGAAUGUCAAAUUGGACAGAAGCAACUGCAACAAAUAGAGCGACAAUUAAAAUCCUUAGCAUUUCAAAACCCAGGACCUCAGGUUGCAGACUUCAAUCCUGAAACUAGAGAGCAGAAAAAGAAGGCCCACAAGUCAAAGAUGAAUGAGUAUUUCUCUGCAAACAAUAGUACCCCAUUUAUCCGGAGGUCAGGCUUACGGAAUCCUCAUCCUUCUGGAACACAGCCAAGAAGCAGGAAAGUGAUGAAGAAAUAUGACAAGAAUGGCCGGCUGAUUUGUAAUGGUGCAGACUUAUGUGACUGCCUGGAGAAGAACUGCCUAGGUUGCUUCUAUCCAUGUCCCAAGUGUAACUCAAACAAAUGUGGACCGGAGUGCCGCUGUAAUAGGAAAUGGGUCUAUGAUGAUAUUGUAACCGAGGGUGGUGAUGUUGUUAGUACACUGCCAUAUUUUGUUCCUGACUGAGGUCUUUGUGAGAAGAUUUGUGCUUUUUUACACAGCAACUAAGCACAGAAUGGGCAGUUAUUGCCUAACUUUUUCAUCUGGUUUUUUCAAAAUGUCUGAUUAAUAUGAAAAAAAAAAUUUCAUUGUGUUGAACAACCAAAAAAGCACCUCUCCUUAGAUGUGCCAAUUCAGAUUUUCCUCAGUUACAGUUUUCUGAACUUUAGGAUGUCCUAAAUGCCAAAAAGGAAACAUUUUCUGAUGCAUAAUAGGAUAGAAUCAUUUAAUUUCUCAUUUUUUAAUAGUUUCAUUUGUCACAAGAUCCAGUUAAAAACUGCCUUUAAAUUUUAAUUAAUGACAUAUUAUUUGGGCUGUUUUCCAUAAACAAAAAUUUAUAUUUUAUACAUAUAGACUAAGAAAUAGUAACUUUUAGUUUCUAAAGCCAAGAGCCCAAUGGCUUUCACAUUGCAACUACUACUUGAAAGUGAAAACAAAAAACAAAAACAAGAAAAUGUGAGUUGUGUUUUGAAAGAAUGUUUUAUGUGUUUCAAGUUAUAUAGUAUGUUGAUAAGUAGUUUCUUAUAAGACAUAGUGUGUGAAUAAGUACUUGACUGAAAAACUUUUUUCCCUCAUGCUGUUUGCAGAUAUUGUGGAAAUUUUUCUGAGUUUCUUUUGUAUUUUUGAUAUCAUCAUUCUGAGUUAUAGUAGAAUGAAGGUUGCAAGAAAUAGGGGUAGAGUCAUAGUGUUUAGACUAAAUAAAUUGUACUUAUAAAAUGUG